AUGCUACGCAGAAGCCUGGCAGCUACAAGUCAAUCUAUCCACCCCACCCCUCUAACUCACGAGGUGGGCAUCACGGAGCGUUCAAUUUCCUGUGAAUCCACCGAGACAAACUACAACACGGCCCAAACCAACCUCCCAUCUCUCUGCCGGGUGACUUUCACCGUCCAGACAAGUCCCAGCAGCACCGCCCUCGCCGAGAUCUGGCUCCCUGAUACAUUUACAUGGAACGGUCGGUUCCUGGCGGUCGGCAAUUCAGGCUUCGCCGGUGGAAUAAACUACCCUGAUAUUGUGUGGGGCGUGAGGAAGGGCUUUGCUACGAUGAGUACGAAUACUGGACAUGAUUCGACUUCGAGUGAUGGGACGUGGAUGUUGAAUAACCUGGAGGCGGCGGUGGACUUCGGUCAUCGGGCUCUACAUGUCACGACUGGGGUGGCGAAGGUGAUUGUGAAGGCGUAUUAUGGGAAGAGAGAGGGGUUUGCGUAUUAUGCUGGGUGUUCGACUGGUGGUCGACAAGGUCUCAAUGCCGCACAACGCUAUCCAGGAGACUAUGACGGUGUUCUCUUCCCGAACAAUCGAUCCUCGUACAUCCCCGCGAGCAUGUGGUCUACGAUCCACCAAGCCGUGCUGGAGCAAUGUGAUGGACUAGACGGCGUUGCAGACGGCAUCAUCAUGGAUCCUCGAAUUUGCAACUUCCGGCCAGAAGUCCCCCUCUGCACAAACGGCAACACAACAAACUGCCUGAGCACCGCCCAGGUCCAAAACCUCCAACGCAUGUACACUUCCUGGCUCGACUCCACCAACCACAUCGUCAACCCAGGUCUCUCCCCCAGCGGCGAAGAAGGCUUCUCUUACCUCAUGAACGGCGACUGGCGCACACUCACGUCAGAAGACGUCCAUUUCGCAGAGGAGAUGAACCCUGGAGGAAUGAAUGCUUACGACCCGGAUCUAAGGCCAUUCGAGAAGAAGGGAGGGAAAGUGCUGCAGUAUCACGGGUUCGCGGACCCCGUCAUUCCAGCCGGCGUUGCGGGGAGGUGGGUUGAGACCGUCGAGGCUUUCUAUGACAGUCUCGGCGGAGGAGAGGAUAUCAGCGACUUCUACCGCCUCUUUAUGGUCCCCGGUAUGGGGCAUUGUAAUGGUGGAGUCGGGGCUUGGGUUUUGGAUGCGGCUGGUCAGGAUGGUCUUCCACCGCCUGAGUGCAAGGGAAGGAGUCAUUCUAUGCUUUGGAGUUUGGUGGAGUGGUUUGAGAAGGGGCAAGGACCGGAGAGUGCGGUGGGAACGAAGUAUGUCAAUGAUAUGGUUGCCUUGGGGGUGGAGUUUGAGAGGGCUGUUUGUUCGUGGCCGGAUGUUGCGAGGUUUGAUGGGGAGAGUGGGAGGUGGGUUUGUCCUGGGGAGCUGGGCGGUAAGUUGAAGGCUUGA
Messenger RNA from Zasmidium cellare ATCC 36951, 1416 nucleotides. RefSeq lists its product as uncharacterized. The transcript is spliced from 5 exons. The coding region runs from base 1 to 1416 and encodes 471 amino acids. Lineage: Eukaryota; Fungi; Ascomycota; Dothideomycetes; Mycosphaerellales; Mycosphaerellaceae. The record is from RefSeq and is a predicted model, not a curated record.